GGCAGGCAGGCAGGCCACUCUCAGCCACUGCGCAGCUCGCUGACCAGCUCACUGUAAAACACUCCAGGCUGACUGCAGAAAACAGGAGAGAUAGAUAGAGACAGUGAGAGGAAGAGAGAGAGAGAGAGAGAGAGAGAGAGAGAGAGAGAGAGAGGAAGAAAAAAACGCAAGAGAUACACACUAGUGGGGAAUAAUCCUCCGUUUUACCUCACUGACAGACGUUCACUUCAGAAACCCUGGACUCAGACAAAGUGGGACAGAAGUUUGUGGAUAAAUAUUUGAAGGAUGCAGGAUGUGAGCUGGAAUGACACACUCCCCCGCUCAGUGCUUCUAAAGGAAGCGUGUCCUCCAGGGGGUGUGUCUCAGGAUGGAGAUAGAGGCAUGUUUUUGGAGGCAUCCUCGGAUGGCAAAGUUUACCUGGCAGAGCUCGAGGGAGGAGAUGGGGAUUUUCUGGAACUCUCUGCCUUCCUAAGUCAGGACGAGAUUAACCGCAGUCUGGACCUGGCUCGAGAAGCCAUGAGUGAUGCAGGUGAUCCCUGUGAUGACUCUGAUCUGCCACUUCCUGCCUCUUUACCCAAAGAGUUUGAGCCAGCACUCCACUCCCCACCCACUCCCCAAAACUCCACCCCUCAGCAUUUAACUGCAGCAGAGAAUCAACCUCUUCAUUUGCCACCCAAAGGCACCACACUGCCUAAUUCUGUUGCAAUGGCAUCAUCAAAUCCAGCUGAAGCUAAUUCUGUCAAGGUUACAUCCAGUCAGAGCGUCCAGCUCAACAGAACCACUCAGGCCCGUACAGGCCCUGAACCGCAGGCCUACCACAAGCCCAGCGUGCCUGUUUACAAGCAGGAUCGUCCCCGGUUGGUCCACGGAGGUCUGGAGGUCAAUGAACGAGCGGCUUCCACUUCUGAGUUCUGCAGCCGGGCUGCCACCUUCAUCGAGGAGCUCUCCUCUAUUUUCAAAGGGUCUAGCCGCUUUGAUCACCAGGAAGACGAUGACUCCUCCUCACCUGACAGUGGCUACUUGUCCCCAAAGAGCUAUAAAUUGGCAAUGCAGCAGGCUCGAUCCUCUUCAUCAUCUGCAUCUUUUUCCUCAGAAGUGCAGCAAGAAGCUGCUCUUGAAGGCAAGACAGAGAUGGAGUCGGAAAUUGAUGAGAAUGAGCAUCAGGUUGGUGAGAUCAGUAUGGACGGGUCAAUGGCUCCUCCUCGAUUCACCCAGAAGCUGAGGAGCCAAGAGGUAGCGGAGGGAAGUCCCAUUACUCUAGAAUGCAGGGUGACAGGGAACCCCCAGCCAUUGGUCAGGUGGUUCUGUGAGGGGCGGGAGCUGCACCACUGUCCUGAUAUUCAGAUCUGGCAGGAUGGUGACCUGCACACGCUGGUGAUUGCUGAGGCUUUUGAGGACGACACGGGCAGGUACACCUGCGUAGCCUCCAACGCUUUGGGAGCAGACAACACCUCUGCUGAGGUCUACAUCGAGGGAGCCUCAUCUUCAGACUCAGACGGGGAAGGAUCAGCGUCCAAAUCUAAGUCAGGAGCCAUGCCGCAGGCUCAGAAGAAAACAGCGUCAGUGUCCUUGACCAUUCGUACAUCUUCACCGAAAAGCCCUGAUAAACCAUCACUCCGCUCCACACUGCUCCAGCCACUGUCACAGAGAGUUCAGAGCCCUGUCUCCUCACAGUAUUCUGGUGAUGGACUUGUCUCAGCUCCCCCUACCUUCACCAAGUUGUUGCAGGACGCUCAGGCAUGUGAGGGGCAGCUGGUGGUUCUGGAGUGCAGGGUGAAAGGAAGCCCGCCGCUCCGGGUCCAGUGGUUCCGACAAGGCCACGAGAUCCAGGACUCUCCAGAUUUCCGCAUCCUUCAAAAAAAGCCGAGAUCUACAGCAGAGCCUGAGGAGAUCUGCACUCUGGUGAUCGCAGAAGUUUUCCCUGAAGAUGGAGGCAUGUUCUGCUGCUCUGCUACAAACCAGUUCGGCUCCAUCAGCUGCAGCGCUCAGCUCACCAUCAUACCAGUGUCUGAAGAUUCGCCCAGAAACGGCGUACCUAGAGACGACAGCGUCUUCGAGGACAACCGCUCCUUCCCGCCCCCUCCCCCUCCCCCGCCUACUGAAAUAAGCCUCCUGGAGCUGCCGCCCAAAACUCCACCCAGUGCUGAGGCCUUCCAGAUAAAUGAGCUAGACAUUUGGCCUAGUGUCCAGGCUGCUGCAGAUGUUGAGCACCAACCGAACGGAGCUUUUUCCAGCAGCAGUACCCCAAGCCCCCAGUCAGCAGUGAGUAUGAAGGAGAUUCCAUCCCCUACUGGAGAAGAUGCUGCACUGCCUCCGUCACCAUCGCCAGCUAAAGAAGGACCUCCGGUUCCCAUCAAGCCCAAGCCCAGACUAUUGAAUGAUGUAGCCGGCGACGACUCAAAAGAAAGGAACCCAGAACAACUGAAGCAGCUCCACGAUCAGGUCCUCCUAGAGCAGCAGGAAGCCGCUAAGUGGCAGCAAUCACAGCAGCCUGAACCGAAAGCCCCGCCCCUUCCCCAGCAGCAGCAGCAGCCGCCGCCUCAGGAGGUCCCGCCUCCAUCUCCGCCUCUUCCCCCUCCUCCCUCCUUCCAGGAGCUGGAGUGCAGCACCAUGCAGACGAGCACGUUCAACUAUGCCCGCCCCAAGCAAUUCAUCGCCGCCCAAUCUCCCAUCAGCCCCAGCGGCGGUUCGGUGAGCUACUCCACCCAGUCCUCCACCUCCUCAGGCUCCAGUUUGGCAUCGCCACUCUCGCCCUCCUCUACCCACAAACCGUUUGGCCGUGUCACCCUGCCGCCUUUCCAGCCGUUGCCUAAAGGAGGCAGCGUGGAGUCGCCAGGCUCGCCUUCCUUUCCUCCUCCUCCUCCACCCUUCCUCAGCUCUAGCACCGUCACCUCUCCCUGUGGCCCACCGCAGGACUUUCCCCCUCCGCCACCUCCGCCCCCACCUCCUGUCACCACAAGCCCCACCCGUUCUGACAGCUCCUCCCCUUUCACACCCAAGCCCCAGUCACCUGCUGGGUAUUUGGUGUCUGUGCUGCCGGCCACGCCCCCUGCACCACCUGUCAAUGCACUAGGGCUGCCCAAAGGAAACGGCACAGUCGGGUUCCUGCGGAAGAGCAACCGCACUCCACGGAUCGUAAGCGACUCCGAGAUCCAGGACUCGAAAGAUGCCGUCAUUCAAGACCUGGAGAGGAAGCUGCGCUUUAAAGAGGAACGUGUCAGCAAUGGCCAGCAGAGGUUAACCUAUGAAGAGAAGAUGGCUCGCAGGCUUCUGGGGGCUGACAACGCAGCCACAGUGUUUAACACACAACAAACAGAGGAGGAGCCCCCUACACAGGAAAGCAGUUCAGCACAUUCAGAGUUUGUCCCUCAAAAGGAGUACAAGGUGUCGAGCUUCGAGCAGCGUCUGAUCAGUGAGAUCGAGUUCCGACUGGAGCGCUCCCCGGUGGAGGAGAGCGACGAGGACGUCCAGCAUGAGGACGACCCUCUGAGGGACUGCGUGGCACCUUUCUUCGACCACAAACUCAAACACUUCAAAGUGUUCGAGGGCAUGCCGGUCACCUUCAGCUGCAAGGUCAUCGGAGACCCCAAGCCAAAGGUGUACUGGUUUAAAGAUGGAAAACAGAUCUCCAAACGGAGCGAGCACUACCGCAUCAGUCGAGAUCCGGACGGUACCUGCUCCCUGCACACAGCCGCUGCCUCUCUGGAUGACGAUGGCAACUACACCAUCAUGGCUGGCAAUCCUGGGGGCAGGGUUAGCUGCACCGGCAGGAUGAUGGUGCAGGCGGUGAACCAGAGGGGGCGGAGUCAGCGCGCUACACCCGGCCACAUCCGCAGGCCCCGCUCCAGAUCCAGGGAUGGCGGUGAGGAGAAUGAGAACAUUCAGGAACGUCACUUCCGCCCCCACUUCCUGCAGGCCCCAGGUGAUCUGAUCGUACAGGAGGGGAGACUCUGUCGCAUGGACUGUAAGGUAAGCGGGUUGCCGACACCUGAUCUGAUCUGGCAGCUGAAUGGCCAGACCAUCCGUCCAGAUUCCUCCCAUAAAAUGCUGGUGCGAGAGAACGGCGUGCAUUCGUUGGUAAUCGAGCCCGUCACUAGCAGAGAUGCAGGAGUUUACACGUGCAUUGCCAGCAACCGGGCCGGGCAGAACUCCUUCAACCUGGAGCUGAUUGUAGCUGCGAGAGAGAUGCACAAAGCUCCAUCCUUCAUCGAGAAGCUCCAGAACACCAGCGUUGCUGAGGGUUACCCUGUGCGCUUGGAAUGCCGUGUAUCCGGAGUCCCGUUCCCUCAGAUUUUCUGGAAGAGAGAGAACGAGUCAAUCACUCACAACACAGACAGAAUAAGCAUGCACCAGGACAACUUUGGCUAUCUGUGCAUGAUUAUUCAGCCAGCUUUGAAGGAGGAUGCAGGCUGGUACACGGUUUCAGCUAAGAAUGAAGCGGGCAUUGUUUCUACCACAGCACGACUCGAUAUUCACCACCACUAUCAGCAGACACACACCCCGAAGCCCAAGAAGGUGCGUCCUUCGACCAGCCGCUACGCCGCACUGACCGAACGCGGCCUGGACGUCAAAGCAGCUUUCUUCCCAGACUCCAGCCCCCUACCCCCUGGCGCCCUGGUGGAGAGUGAUGACCUGUAGAUGCUUGCUCAAGGCCUGACGCUAUAAACCCUGACCCUAUGACCCCAGUGCCACUGUCCCAGAAACAGACACCAUCGUGGCCUUAACCCGGAGGAACCUUAACCUGUCGACUGUUUAAAGCUCUUUCAGAUAAUAUAAUAGAACAUUUAAAAAAAAAGAAAAAGGUUUUCACAGAGAGAAGAGAUUCCAGUUCAUUACAAAUAUUUGGAAGAUUUGUUUUUGCUCCAUGUGAGAAGAUGGGAAGCGAGGAAGUGUGAUAAGUACUGAAGUGAGGUCAUAUCCAGUUUCUUUCAGACUACACACACACACUCUGGUGGAGGAGGAGGUACUGCACCAAUGAUCACCUUUUCUGCCAGAACUACAUCGUGCCUCCGAGAUGAUUAUACAUAACAAAAAUAUUGAAAGAAAUAAGAUGUAGCCUGUAGUUCUGCAUGUGUUACUCUGGAGCCAGUGUGUAGUACUUAAUACUCAGUGCCUUAGUCUGGAUUUUGGCUUCAGAUCUGUUCAUGUUAUAGCAGAAAGACUCGUGUAAAGAGGCGGUGGUUCUAGAGAACCUGGAUUUGGAGAGUUGGAUAGAUUUAGUGGCGUUUUGGACCCUUUUGUAGUGAAAAAUUCUUUUUAUGUGAACCACAGCAGUCUGGGUGUAGAUACACGGAUUACACUACCACAGAUACCCACCUAGUCUGGAUGCCAUAGAUAUUGCACAAGGCCGGGCCUUAUUAUUAUUAUUAUUAAUAUUAUUAUUAUUAAUAUUAAAAUUAUUAUUUUAUUUUUCUUUGUCUUUCUCUAUCUAGUGUUUGGGCAUAGGGAAGUUGAUACAGGUGCUGAACUGGGUUAUGAGGAUGGACAAUCCCCUCGCUCUGUGUUUUUUUUAACGGACAGGGAGGAGGAGGUAUCGCAGGAGAGAGGGGCAGUUUAGCGAGGCGAACAUGAGCGUCGGCUGUUGAGAGGUUACACCAGGGUUCCUCAAAUCUUGCCCUGGAGGGCCAAUCCACUGCAGAGUUUAGCUCCAACCCUGAUCACACUCCUCUACCUGUGAUGAUCCUGAAGACACUGAUUAGCGUCCUCAGGUGUGUUUGAUUAAGGGUAGAGCUAAACUCUGCAGGAAAGUGGAUCUCGUGGGCCAGAUUUGAGGAUCCCUGGGUUACAUGGUCACUUUAAAUGGUCAGGGGGAAGAAAAAAAUUACGGAAAGAAUUUAGGUUUUAGAAAUUAAGGAUACUUAUGCAGGAUUUUCUGUUCAUGCAAACACACACACAUGUACGCAAAAGCAAGUUAUAGCAUAUAGUGUAUUCACCAUUUACACACACCUGUGUACGCUUUUGAUGUCGAGGAAGAGUUGAAAUCCAGAGAGGAGUGGAGUAUUUAUAGCCAGAUGCAGACGUUAAGUUAUAUUAGUGAUUUUCUCAUGGCUUUACGCCCAAUCUUUAUUUAACUAUAUAUAUUUACCACCAUUCAAAUUAUUUACACUUAUUCUUUUUUUUUUCCUUCGUAUUAAUAUAUAUACACAUACAUACAAUUAUACACAUAUUCAGCUCUGGUACUUUAAUUACAUUACGAUAUCUUAGUUAACUAGAGUCAAGGGUAGCUGGAAUGCACACACGUAAAGCUUGCAAAAAAAAAAAAUAACUAGGCAUAUGACUUCUUCAUAUGUAACUCACUCGACUCCUUUUAGUAUCGUUCGUUUGUCCUUCUUUUUCCCGUUGCUUUUUCUGCUGUCUCCAUGCAAUACGACAUACUUAAGGACUGACGAAAAGAUUUUUGCCUGUAUAUGAACAUGUUCUUCUGACUGUUAUGGUUUUAUGAACAAUAUAAAUAAAAAUCUCUGGAAAUAAUGAAA
Molecule: messenger RNA, 6476 nt
Organism: Hemibagrus wyckioides
Lineage: Eukaryota; Metazoa; Chordata; Actinopteri; Siluriformes; Bagridae
Gene: palld
Product: palladin, cytoskeletal associated protein
Exons: 23
Coding region: 286-4638 (1450 amino acids)
Source: RefSeq, a predicted model, not a curated record